UCGUCGGACGUAUCGAGGGACCACUGCAACAAGACGGUGGACAUUUUCGAAGACAUCAGCUCGCCGGAGGUCAGCAAUCAGAACGUGGGACGUCCGCUGACCUGCUGGUACCGCUUUCGAACCCUGAAAGGAGCUCCCCGCGACUUUGUGCUGCGUCUGCGGUUCAAGAAGUUCAAAGUGGGUCAGCUGCUGAACGCGACCCACUGCGACGGCGGCUAUUUGCAGAUUGUUGAUGGCAAUGCCAAGACGGAUGUCUCGAAUCGCAGGGAGCCAGGAAUGUUCUGCGGAGAGGCGGAACAGCCGCAGACAUUCAUCAGCGAGACCAGCUAUGUGAAGGUCCUCUUCCACACGGACAACUUUACGGAUCAGACCUACUUCACAUUCGAUUCACGCGCGGAACAACAAACCGAAGUCUAUCUGCGAUAUGGCCAACAUCCGGAAUUAUAUCCAAAUCGUCGCGGCGAAGUUGUCCAAGGAUCCUAUUGCGAACGAGAAUAUCGGGAUUGCCGCCUGCAGACCUGCUAUGUUCAAUCCCCUGCGUAUCCUGGCCUAUAUCCUCGGGCCCUGAACUGUCGCUAUAAGCUGCACACCCGCCAGCCGUAUAUUAAAUUGUAUCUGCAGAAUGAACAGUUCGCUGUGGAUGGCCAGAGAUGUGAGAAUGUGAUGACCUGUCCGAUCAGACCGAUUGGUUCGGGUAAUGAGCACUGUCCCUACGACUGGCUGGCCGUAUACGAUGGACGCGACGAGCACUCGCCGUUGAUAGGAAAGUUCUGCGGCCUGGGCAAGUUCCCAUUCAGUAUUAUUGGCACAUCACAAUACAUGUAUGUGGAGUUUGUGACAUCGCCGGCGGGUCCGCUGCUCAAUACAGGCUUCCAUUUCAACGUUGGCAACUGGCCAGGACAUGUGGAGACGGCCGGGAUCAAGCACGGCGUCUGCGAUUGGCUCCUGAGCUCCGACUCUUUAAAAGACAGCAGCGCCAGCGAGGGCAUCUUCCUCAGCAUCGCCCACUGGUAUCCGCCGAAUACGUCCUGCAGCUACCACAUCAAAGGACAUGUCGGCGAAAUUGUGCGCCUCUAUUUCCCCAGUUUCCGCAUCAAUCGCAUCGAAUCUCCGAUCUUGAAGUACGAAGGUGACUGCGGGGAAUCGCUGACCAUCUACGAUUCGGACCACGCCGAUCCCGCGCGUAUCAUCAAGACCUUCUGCGACACCUUCUCCCGGCCAAUGGAGAAAGUUGACUUCGUGAGCACCAGUCCCUCGCUGUACGUUCAAUUCGACUCGAAAACAGGCAGCUACAGCGGCAGCUCACUGUACUACUGGGCGCACUACGAUUUCUUCAACAACACUCGCUUCGGGGAUCCUGUACCGAACACCCUUUGCGAUGAGGUGAUGUAUGCCUGGAAGCACCCAGGUGGUCGUCUUCGAUCCCCCCUGAAUUCCUUGAUUUUUAAGCGAACUGGGGGUAGUGAUGUCCGCUGUCAGUAUAAAUUUGUCACGGAUCGAAGGCUAUAUGCUCGAGCUAUUAUCGAAGUGAAUGCGGUGUCCUUCAAGGAGCUGCCCUAUAACAGCAAUGCCUGCACUCGGUGUCACGAGGAGCGAGUGGAUAAGUUGGUGAUUUGGGAGGAGCGGGAUAAAUAUCAGAAUAACCUGGCCUGCUUUUGCGAUAAUAUCCCGCGGGCGGUGAGAGUUAUAUCGUCGGCGGAUCAGAUGAAUCUCGAGAUGAUUGUGCAGGGCCAGCAUGCCAUUACAUCGUACUUCAAGAACCCCAAUCCCCUGUUCGAAGCAACCUACGAGUUUGCCCACGGUCCUUUGUGUGGACCCAUUACCCUGGGUCCCUCGCCCGAUGGCGAGCUGGUGUUUCCCUACAAAAAAGCACUGGCCAUGGUUUCGGGACCCAUGGCACCGCCAGAGCAUCAUUAUCGCCGGGAAAAGUGCAUUUGGGAACUGAAAGUGGCCGCCCAGCGAGAUUUGUGGCUGAACCUGGAGAAGGCUCGCUUUGCGGAUCGCAGCUGCGAAAGUGCCAAGAUUGAGGUCUAUUUGGCGGGACGUCUAGAGCCCCGAUUUGUGGUCUGCCCGGAGAAUAUUUCCCUUGCCAGGGAUUUACCCAUUCUAACCACCGCUGAACUGGGAGCCACGGGUGCCGAUCAGGAACCCCUGCCCGUGCUUAUCCAAUACACGGGAGAUGGUCAGCCGGGACGCAACAUCUUCCGGCUUGUGUGGACGGAACUCUUCCACCUGCCCCGCAAUCCCGAUGGCAGUUUGGCCGCCUCACUGCUCCAAGACGGCGGCUGCGAUUUCCGAUGUCCCGGCGACACUGAAGUCUGCAUUCCCAAGCAUCUGAUCUGCAAUGGAAUAGCCAAUUGCCCGAAUGUGACGCACACUUCGACCUUGUCGCAGCUUACCCGACAUAUCGAGUGGAAUCUGGAGCAACUGGGACUCCUCCAUCAUGCUGGCGAGUACCAGCAGUUGGUGCUGCACGAUGAAUCACCCGAGAUCUGCCUGAGACGCGAUCUCAGCGAACUGCCAUAUGGAAAGUUGGCUCUGAUAACCGUGGGACUGUGUCUCAUGUUUGCCCUGCUCUUCGCCAUUUUGAGGCGAAUGUGCAGAAGGUCCUCCCAGCAGCAAGGAAGACAUCAUCUGCAAGAGGAUUACUAAGAAAAAUUAUUUUAGAAAAUUUAUUUUAAAUGUUUAAACUUUUUAAACAUUUCUUACUACAAGACCGAUAAUUAUAUUGUAACUCUUUUAUAUUUUAUUUAACCAAUCCAACUAUGGAGAAAUUAUUCCCAUUUUAUAUUGAACAAAUAUUAAAAGUUAAAAUACUGCAAUACUUUUUAAAUAUUUUUCUUACUUUGUACCGUUAAGAAACCUCCAAAACUGUUGUAUUAGUUUUUAUAUUUAAUAAUUUUACCAAAUACUUUUAAGUUUCCUGUAAAAGGACCUUUCUUUUUCCACCUACAAUACAAAAGGAAUAGAAUCCCCCUAUAACUAUGUAAGUAGCUCUGCCCAGUCGAGUCUAUAACUUUCGCUCUACGUGACAUCUAAUGAAUAUUAAUUGAGAAUAAUUGUACGAUAAAAACUAUAAAAGCCCUCAAACAUAUAAAUGUUUAAAAAACACACACUCACACAAAGGAAAGAACUUAAACUGCCCUGAAUAAAUUAAUUAAAACAUGAAAAAUUGUCACGUGAUAAUUGUUGAAAUAAAAAACGGAAUACUUUAAAAGGCAUAAAGAAACUAGAUUUUAAUUAAGGUAGACAGGUAAAAUGACAAAACCAAAAUAAAGCCAAAACGAAAACAAGCGUUUAAUUCCAAGUAAUAAGAAUAAUUAAAAUAAACAAUUGUUAGUGGUUUUAUUAGUUAUUAUAUCGAUAAAAUACAAUACGAAUACAUUGUACUAUUGUUGGCAAAUUGUCAAGCAAAACCAGGCGUAUAUACAUACAUAUAUAUACAUGCAUAUGUAUAUAAUGUACGAUAUACAAUAUAUAGGGUAUAUUUUUUGCACAUAGAUUUACCUAGUCCAUAAUUGAAUAAAGAACUUCCCCCCAUGAAUUCCACAAAUUGUGGCAGGAAUUUUAGAAAGGCGAAACCAAAAUCGAUAAUCCCCAGAGAAAUUGUAAAUUGAAACCUACAAAUGGUUCUAGUAUUUAAGUCUAUAAGA
Messenger RNA from Drosophila takahashii, 3653 nucleotides. RefSeq lists its product as uncharacterized. The record is from RefSeq and is a predicted model, not a curated record. Gene Ontology annotation, cellular component: plasma membrane. NCBI's taxonomy places the organism in Eukaryota, Metazoa, Arthropoda, Insecta, Diptera, Drosophilidae.